AUGUCCUUUCUUCUCUCCCCAGCGCGACGCACGGCGUCAGUCAUCCCCGCCUUUUCCGCGCGCACAUUCUCAACAAGCCGUCCUUCUCAGCUCGCACGAAUGACCUUAGUCGGUCGCCUCGGCACGGACCCCGAGCUUGCAGAGACCGGCAAGGGCCAGGUGAUCAAGUACGUCGUGGGAUCCAGCUACGGGCCAAAGGACAACAGACAGACUUCAUGGUUUCGCGUUGCUAGUUUUGCACCCGAGGGGAGUCAGCAGAGGGAUUAUGUCAUGGGGUUGAGCAAAGGCACCCUUGUUUACCUUGAAGGCGAUGCGACCAUGCGCACUUUCGACGAUGCAGACGGAAAGAAGCAGAGCUCGCUCAGUCUUGUACAGACGAAAAUUGAGGUAUUGAAGAGACCACAAUCCAAAGAGGAGGAGACUGUGGCUUAA
This is a messenger RNA of Cladophialophora yegresii CBS 114405, 432 nucleotides long. RefSeq lists its product as uncharacterized. Gene Ontology annotation, molecular function: single-stranded DNA binding. The transcript is spliced from 2 exons. NCBI's taxonomy places the organism in Eukaryota, Fungi, Ascomycota, Eurotiomycetes, Chaetothyriales, Herpotrichiellaceae. The coding region runs from base 1 to 432 and encodes 143 amino acids. The record is from RefSeq and is a predicted model, not a curated record.